CUAAAAGUACAAAAAUUUUAAAGGAGAAGAUUUUCCACAUACGUAAGUCCCCUAUGAAACAUUUGAAUGUUCAAAGUUUGGCACCCAUAUAAGAAUGGCUACCCCUAUUUAUACCCAUUCCUCUUAUCCAUUUUCCCUUACAUUCAAUAUACAUUACAUUACAUUAACCCUAAAAGAAAAAUAAUGGGACUCAUAUUCAAAACCCUUUCCAUUGUCUCCCUCUCCCUAAUCCUCCUCCCUCUCACUCAUGCUGCCACCUUCUUCAUAAAAAACAACUGCCCCUACACCGUGUGGGCAGCGUCCCUGCCCACAGGUGGCGGGCAGCAGAUAAACACUGGCGGCACCUGGUCCCUGAACGUGGCGCCAGGCACCACCAGCGGCCGCAUAUGGGGCCGGACGGGAUGCAACUUUAAUGGCGCGGGGAACGGGCACUGCCAGACCGGCGACUGCGGCAACGUCCUGGCGUGCAGGCUCUCGGGGGCCCCCCCGACGACGCUCGCGGAGUUCUCCCUCAACCAGCCCAACAACUUGGACUUCUACGACCUCUCGGUGAUCGACGGGUUCAAUGUCCCGAUGUCCCUCGCUCCGACGUCCGGUGGGUGCGCUUCCCUCCGGUGCCCCGCUGAUAAGUGCUCCGACGCCUACCUCUUCCCGUCGGACAAUUCUAAAACUCACAGCUGCCGUUCGGGGACAAACUACAACGUUGUUUUCUGCUGAAGAAUUCAAUAUUGAUAAUAAUAAUAAUAAUAAUAAUGAUAAAUUGAUAAUAAUGGCUAUUAGUGAAUGUAAUAAGGCAAUAAAUGUCAUUAUCGAUCGCCACAUCCACCUCAUGGACGGGGACGGGUGAUAUAUAUGAUACACAUACAAAGACUUCUCUAUAUAUAUAGUCCUCCCAUCCAGAAAAAAAUUAUUAUGUUUGAUUAAAGUUAUUUUUAUAUC
Messenger RNA from Cuscuta campestris, 939 nucleotides. The record is from the annotation of a GenBank genome assembly. NCBI's taxonomy places the organism in Eukaryota, Viridiplantae, Streptophyta, Magnoliopsida, Solanales, Convolvulaceae.